Molecule: messenger RNA, 1323 nt
Organism: Aspergillus clavatus NRRL 1
Lineage: Eukaryota; Fungi; Ascomycota; Eurotiomycetes; Eurotiales; Aspergillaceae
Exons: 2
Coding region: 1-1323 (440 amino acids)
Source: RefSeq, a predicted model, not a curated record
AUGGCCACAGCUGAAGUCCCUCCGCGGGCGCAUGUUCGCAGUGGACGCCGACGCCCAUUUACGAGCUGGGUGAAAAGACUGGCUAAUCUCAAGAGCUCAUCGAUCGAUUCGGGCACCAUCCGUUGGUCGCAUAAACGCCACGACACGCCCAAGAGCAAGAGAAACAGCAUGAAGAACAACCCUUACCCGCUCUCCGGCUUCACGAACGUCGCGGGCGGAUACAGCAGCGAUUUCAAUACAUCCGUGUCGGACUCGCAGGAAGCAAAUGGUCGGAGAUCAUCGUCGCAAAGCGCGCCCUCGCUCGCCUGUUCCGGGUCCGAUCACCAGAUUCCCGCGACCAGUGCAAAGUCGACCGCCCCCACCAUCUCCACCAACGGAGACACGGCUCUCUCAGAGGCCGCAUACUCCAAGGCAGGGACAAUGGCUACGGCCGGAGGGGCGAUCAGUUCGAAUGGCGGCGGCGAAGGAAGCACCUUCUCGUCCCCUGCGCCGUCGGUACGUUCGUUGACCACUACCUUGACGACCGUGCAGUCCGCCGCGCCGUCCACCCACUUCUACAAUGUACCAAACACCCACCACACCCUUGUGCAUGCGAACUCGACACACAGCACGGCCAACCAGCAAGUGCAGUUCUCCCAACCGUUCCCGUCCUCCCCUGCGACCGCGGUGCCGCCCCACCUGGCUCCUCACGGCCACUCGCAUACAUACAGCAGCGCGACCGCCAACAAUAUGCUGACCGAUAACGCUUCCAUCCUUACGCUGGCGUCCUCGUCGAAACGGCGACGCCGGAACUCUUUGGACACAAACGCAUCGAUCCGCGCUUUAGCACCCUCCUCGGUGUUUGGUGGUAGCCGCGAGAGCCUCCCACUGAGUGUACUCAGCGCGAAUGUGGGAGAGGCCUCCAACGCGUCCACGUUUAAUGCGUCGGGGGUGCUCAAUCGACCGAGUAUGGUCGGGCUUGCGAGCGCGGAACGGAUCAGCGUGUACUCGGCGACCGGCGCCGCGGAACGCGGAAGCUACCACAACAAAGCGAACACGGGCACAGGAGACGGAGCGAGUAUCAAGAGCGCUGCAUAUUCGCACAGUCGCAACGACAGUUAUGCCGCGAGCAUCUCGGGCGGCAUGGGCAGCGUGCUCCCCAACCCGGCGUUGACGGGGCGAAUCAACCGUCGUAGCUCGGGAUGGGGCGAGAUCAACGGUGACGAGAGCGAACAAGACAAGGAAGAGAAGGAGGAACGACCGGGGGAGUUGAAGGAGGAGGAUGCGGAUGACACUAAGACCGAGGGGUCAACGGGAUCGACCACGACUAUGAAGACACAUUGA